Molecule: messenger RNA, 267 nt
Organism: Letharia columbiana
Lineage: Eukaryota; Fungi; Ascomycota; Lecanoromycetes; Lecanorales; Parmeliaceae
Exons: 3
Coding region: 1-267 (88 amino acids)
Source: RefSeq, a predicted model, not a curated record
AUGGACAAAGUAGGAAGUGUCCUCGGUGGUACGGCGGACACAGUGGGAAAAGGCGUAGGAGGUGUAACCAACACGGCCGGUAACGCUGUCGGUGGCCUCGGCAACGUCCUCGGUGACACCCUCAAGGGCACAACUGGGACUCUGGGUGACGCGACAAAGGGCGUCGGCAACGUGGCCAAAGAUACCACUGGUGGCGUCGGAGAUACUGCACGCUCGGCUACCGGGGCGAAGCAGGAUGCUCAGAACCCGUUGGGGUUGAGCGAGUAG